Molecule: messenger RNA, 3140 nt
Organism: Nerophis lumbriciformis (worm pipefish)
Lineage: Eukaryota; Metazoa; Chordata; Actinopteri; Syngnathiformes; Syngnathidae
Product: 15-hydroxyprostaglandin dehydrogenase [NAD(+)]-like
Cellular component (GO): cytoplasm
Molecular function (GO): oxidoreductase activity, acting on the CH-OH group of donors, NAD or NADP as acceptor
Source: RefSeq, a predicted model, not a curated record
CAUCAUUCCGCACACUUUCACACUCUCUGGCACACUUCAGUGCUAUCUGACACACUCUAGCGCGCUUUGGCACACUUUAGUACUAUCUAACAUUCUGUAGCACUCUUUUUGCAUACUUUAACACACUUAAUCACUUUUUAACACUCUUCUUCAGCACACUUCAGCACUCUUUAAGGCUCUCUAGCACUUUUUCAGCAUACUUUAGCACUCUUUAACACUCUCCAGCACUCUUUUUUUUAGCACAAUCUAACACUCCUUUGCACACUUUAACAUUCUUCAACAAAACCUAACACUCUUUAACUCUCUCCAGACCUCUUCUUCAGCACACUUUAUCACUCUUUAGCACACUUGAACAAAAUCGAGCACACUAUAGCAUUCUUUAAGACUCUCUAACACUCUUCUUCAGCACACCUUAGCACUCUUUAGCACACUUGAACCCCUCUUUAACACACUUUAGUACUCUUUACCACUCUUUCGCACUUUUACACUUUCUGACCUCCAAAUUUUUUUUAACACUUUUUGGUGCACUUUAGCACACUAACACACUUCUGCAGUCUUUUGCACUCUUUAACACUCUUUAGCACUUUUACACUUUUUGACCCCAAAACAUUUUUUAACACUCUUUAGUGCACUUUAGCACACUAACACACUUCUGCAGUCUUUUGCACUCUUUAACACUCUUUAGCAGUCUUACACUCUUUGACAAAUCUUUUUUAAACACUCUUUAGAGCACUUUACCACACUUCCGUAGUCUUUUGCACUAUUUAACACUCUUUAACACACUCCAGCACUCUUUAACACUCUUUAAUACACUUUAGCAAUCUUUAGCUCUAUUUAACACACUCCAGCACUCUUUAACACUCUUUAAUACACUUUAGCAAUCUUUAGCUCUAUUUAACACAAUUUAGCACUCUUUAACACUAUUUAGCACUUUUUAACACACUUUAACACUCUUUAACCCUAUAUAACACUCUUUAGCACACUUUACCAGUCCUUAGUAUUUUUUUAACACACUUAGGCGCUCUUUAACCCACUUUAACCAACUUCAACAGUCUUUAGCACUCUUUUGCAGACUUUAAGACACAGUAGCAGUCUUUUAGCACACUUUGGCACACUUGCGAGCACACAGCGAUGCCUGUGAGCGGGAAAGUGUGCGUGGUGACAGGAGCAGCAGGAGGGAUCGGCAAAGCGAUCAGCGAGGUGCUUUUUAAAAACGGAGCGAAGGUGGUUCUGUUGGACGUGGAUGAAAGUGCCGGAAGGAUCCUCAUGGAAGCUCUGAACAAGGAGGACGGUAAAGACCGAGCUUUGUUCCUGAGUUGUGACGUCCAAUCAGAGGAGCAGAUGAAAGCUGCCCUGGAGACGACCAUGAAGAAGUUUGGCAGGAUGGACGUCCUCUGCAACAACGCAGGUGUUCUAAACGAGGACGACUUUGAGAAGACUGUGGCCAUCAACUUGGUGGCAGUGAUCAGAGGAACUUACCUGGCACUGCAGCACAUGAACAAGAUGGCUGGAGGACAGGGAGGUGUCAUUGUCAACAUUUCAUCCAUGGCAGCGUUCAAACCUCUGCCAGGCCUGCCCGUCUACAGCGCCACCAAGAGCGCCGUCAACGUCUUCACACGAGCCAUGGCGGAUAUCUCCGCCAGGUUGGGCUACGGCGUGCGCUUCAACGCCCUUUGCCCCGCCUUGGUCCAGACCGACAUCUUCUCCGGGCUGCAGGCCAAGAUGGGUCCGUUCUGCCAACUGGAGGGACCCACGCGGGAAGUGGUCGACAAGCUGGGUGUGCUGAGCGUCUCCCAGGUGGCCGAGAGCUUUCUCCAGCUGGUGACAAACGAGUCCAAGAACGGGGAUAUCGACCUGUUGGCCGCCAACGGAAUGACGAGCGACCAGUCGCCUCAGGAGCCAAAAUGAUAUGACAGUGGACCCAAUUCAAGAACCAAUUCAGCAACCGAGAAGAGUAAAGCAAAUUUCCUCAUAAGAAACAAUGCAAAUAUCAAUAAUGGCUUUCAGCGUCCACAAAAGUCCACAUUUUAGUGAAGGUGUGUACACUUUGAACACAAUAUCAAGUGCUACACAGUACUGUAUAUCUAACAAACAUAACAAGGGGGUGAUGGAUCAACUAUCUCUUUAUUAACAAGCUAAAACAGCAAAAACGACAAGCUGAACUGUCUUUUUGGUGCCCUCACAAACGAUCAGAAAUCACCAAAAACUAUAUUGCUACAAUAAUAAACAUUUAAAAAAAAAUAAAAGGAGCAGCUCACGAUAGGAGACGGGGAAAGGGAGGAGGCGCAGCCGAGCAAAAAAGGUCGUCUUCUAUCUUGCUGCGAUACAAGUCCGCUUGGGCAUCUUUUUCCAUUGAUUGAUUGAAACUUUUAUUAGUAGAUUGCACAGUACAGUACAUAUUCAGGACAAUUGACCACCAAAUGGUAACACCCAAAUACGUUUUUCAACUUGUCGGGGGUCCACGUUAAUCAAUUCAUGGCACACUCCAUGGGACACUAAAUGAAUGAGUGAACAAAGAGCUGGCAAAUAGAGGGGUUUGUAAAUCGAGGUUCUUAAUGGUACUUAAUGUACCGAUUGUUCCAAAUUAUCAAGCUAAACUGUGCAACUGUCCCUUAUGUGCCCUCACAAGCGAUCAGAAAUCACAAAAAACAAUAUUGUUAUAUAUUAAUGGUACUUAAUGUACCGAUUGUUCCAAAUUAUCAAAUUCAAUUUCAAUGAUUAUCUUUCCUUCUGAAGCCACCGCAACCCAGAAAAAUACACGUUUCUGCAAUUCAAUCAUCAACAAUGUCCUUUGCAGAGGACAAUGGUAAGUAUGUGUGUCAAAUGUAUUGUCAGUUAUGAGGACUUUGUUUUCAGUGUCUUCAAGACAACGGUUUCUCAGCGGUGUCCAGAUAAGCCACGCCCCCUUUUAGCCGUGUGCCGACGGCGAGUCUAAGCUAGUAGGGUCAAAACAUUCCAUUGUUGUAGAAACCACGGACAGGAAGACAAAAAGAAUGUUGACACAUGAUGGAAAUACGAUGGAAACAGGGACACGAGCGAUAAGAUUUUCUUUCUAAACAAAAAUAAAAUGUGUAUUAAUAGCAAAUGUUUUUGCAUUGUCAAUAAAAUAAAUUGAGAAAAAAAGCAAGUUGUGAUGUAUU